AUGGCAGAUGAUGAUGGUGACCAUCCUUUUUAUAAGAACUCUAUUGUACUACUUAUUGUCGUGGGUUCAGCUGCAUUUGUGGUUGCUUCAAUGUACCGUGUCUUAGUCAUUUGGUUUUGUCACCCUCAAAGUACCACCACAGAUCAAAACCUUCCACAACCACCGCGGUUUGCCACGACACCAAGCACAUCCUCAUCAAUAGUAAACCUAAUUCCAACACACAAGUACCACAAGAGAAACAAAGGUGACGUUGUUACAGAUGACGAAGGCGGCACAUGUGCGGUGUGUUUGGGAGAUUUUGAGGAAGGUGAGGAAUUGAGGACUAUGCCUGAGUGCUUGCAUUCUUUUCAUGUAAAGUGUAUUGACAUGUGGCUCCAUUCGCAUUUGAAUUGCCCCGUUUGUCGUUCCAGUGCCGCCCCUUCGCCGGCAGUAAAUGCACAUCAUCACAGUAUAGAUAUGAGUCGAUUGGUGCGAUGGUGA
Messenger RNA from Medicago truncatula (barrel medic), 480 nucleotides. Its product is annotated as RING-H2 finger protein ATL79. The transcript has a single exon. Bases 1 to 480 code for a protein of 159 amino acids. NCBI's taxonomy places the organism in Eukaryota, Viridiplantae, Streptophyta, Magnoliopsida, Fabales, Fabaceae. Gene Ontology annotation, biological process: protein ubiquitination. The record is from RefSeq and is a predicted model, not a curated record.